Molecule: messenger RNA, 1236 nt
Organism: Yamadazyma jaroonii
Lineage: Eukaryota; Fungi; Ascomycota; Pichiomycetes; Serinales; Debaryomycetaceae
Source: the annotation of a GenBank genome assembly
AUGUCAGGUCGUCCUAAAUUAUUGUCCAUUGAUGCAUUUGCAAAGACUGUAGAAGAUGCCAGGGUGAAAACUGCUAGCGGAGGGAUGAUUACAGUGUUAUGUGUGAUGGUUGUAUUGUUUUUAAUACGUAAUGAGUAUUUAGAUUAUACUCUGAUCAUUACCAGACCAGAAUUAGUAGUUGAUCGAGAUAUCAACAAGAAAUUAGAUAUUAAUUUAGAUAUCUCCUUCCCUCAUAUGCCAUGUGCCAUGUUAAGUAUGGAUAUUUUGGAUGUUAGUGGAGAUAUUAAAAUUGAUCUUUUAAAAAAUCAAUUCCAAAAAUUUAGAAUCUUGAAAGAUGGUCAACAAGUUGAAGUUCAAAAUGCCAAUUUAGUUGAUCCAACUCCUUUAGAAAUAAGAGCUAAGGGAUUGACCGAAGAAGAAACCCAACAAAAUAAAGAAUGUGGUCCUUGUUAUGGAUCGUUACCUCAAGAUAAUAAAGAAUAUUGUUGUAAUGAUUGUGAAACUGUUAGAUUAGCUUAUGCUGCGAAAGUAUGGGCAUUUUAUGAUGGUAAAGAUAUAAAACAAUGUGAAGAUGAAGGGUACGUUCAAACAAUCAAUGAAGAAAUCAAUGGUGGUGAAGGAUGUAGAAUCGUCGGAACUACACAAAUUAAUAGAAUUAGUGGGAAUUUACAUUUUGCUCCUGGAGCUUCAUAUACUGAACCAGGUAGACAUGUUCAUGAUUUAUCAUUAUUCCAAAAAAGAACGGAAAAUUUCAAUUUUGAUCAUGUUAUUCAUCAUUUAUCAUUCGGUAAUGAUCCUGUUACUCAAGCCGCAGACAUUGAUAAACAAUCAUUACAUCCAUUAGAUGGAGCCAGUCAAUCUUUGAAUCAAAAACAUCAUUUAUAUUCAUAUUACCUCAAUGUAGUUGCCACUAGAUUCGAAUAUUUAACCACCAGUUUGAAACAAUCAUUGGAAACCAAUCAAUUUUCGGUGAUUUAUCACGAUAGACCAUUAAUUGGUGGUAAAGAUCAAGACCAUCAACAUACUUUACAUGCCAGAGGUGGAGUACCUGGGUUAUUCUUCCAUUUUGAUAUUUCUCCAUUGAAAAUCAUCAAUAAAGAACAGUACGCUAAAAGCUGGUCAGGAUUUGUUUUAGGAGUUAUUAGUUCAAUUGCUGGAGUGUUAAUGGUUGGAUCAUUAUUAGAUAGAUCAGUAUGGGCUGCCGAAAAAGCUAUCAGAGGUAGAAAAGAUAUUUAG